This is a messenger RNA of Parasteatoda tepidariorum (common house spider), 2124 nucleotides long. RefSeq lists its product as uncharacterized. The record is from RefSeq and is a predicted model, not a curated record. Lineage: Eukaryota; Metazoa; Arthropoda; Arachnida; Araneae; Theridiidae.
CUUUAUUUACUUUUAGUUUAUUAUAUCGAAAUAUUUUCUGUAUUUGAAAUUAAUUUAAUUUCUCGUAUUUAGUUGUUUUGGUUUUGAACUCAAUUCAAGCCGCGCAUUCUGUCUGUCUGUCUGUUUGGAGUUUAGUAACCCGUCAAAUCGAAAUUUUGGAGAAGAGGGUGCAGCAUAUGAGAUCUUGGAAAGUUAAUGAAGAUAUUAUUUUAUAUAAAUUAUGAAUAUGUUCAAUCUGUAAAGAUGAUUUGCCUUAAAUAGUUAUGCAUUAUUGAAAAAGUUUCAAUAUUUUUUCGCAUCUUAUGACCGUAAACUUCAUGAUAGUAACUAAUGAUGGUAGAAUGUGCGUUAAGUCUUUGAGCCUAGAGCAUGUCUGAUGUAGACCGUGAGCGACUUGCAGUACCAGUGGCUCACAGCGUCUUUUCUCAGCAUACAAAUCCAAGCAGUUACAGUGGAGCUUCAGCAGCGCCACCCUUUGCACCCCACCCUCAUUAUGGCCAACAAAUACGGCAACAACAGAGACUGCACAGCACGACCGGUUCGAGCAGGAGCGGAGCGACGUCCGCUCACACGGAUCGCAUUCCUUCUUCCGCUAUUUCUGGUACAUCAUCUGCCUCCACAACCGAGUGCAACAUUCACGAAGUGUGUUACUAUUUCCAACAAGCAAUUUUCAUUCUCGCCAUCUUGACAGGCGUGACUCUCGUCAUUGCGGGGGCCGUCAUGCAUGUACAAAAUGGGGAGCUCCUAGUACUUGUGUAUAUAGGUGUUUUACUCGGUGCUGUCAAUACUGUUUUACUAACUAUACAGUGUUGCGUCCGUCGCAAGCAAAAGAAACGGGCGAGGGCAUAUCGUGCUACGCGCCAAUCUCAGGGAUCUCAUACAACUCCAUCGAAUGCGGUAGUUCGUUAUGAUCCUCUUAGCAACCCUUUGCUUUCUGCCACCCAUACUGUACCCCCCUCCGAUGUUCAACAGUACCAUUAUAAACAUUAUCAUAUACACCCCCCAUCACAACAAGCAUUUCAAGAUUUUCCGGUUCCGCAAGGCUUAUUCGCCCAGUCUCCGACUGAAUCCUCUCAGACCAGAAUGCACCAUAAUAUACCCAUGCAUAGGUCUGGUGGUCAUCAUCGCAUUACAAAAGCAUCAUAUCAGAAAUCUCCUCCAUUGGGUCAAGCACAUCGGCCUUUGCUCAAUACAUUAGGACCUCAACAGGGUGUUGUAAUAAGAUCUGAUAUGGGAUCUCAAGAAGCAUAUAAAACGACUGUUCCCGCCAACUAUGAUGAUUUGCUUCGAUGUGGUCGCCAUACGCAAGAUGGUACUACUGUGCAUCUCAUCUGAUAUGUUAAGUAUAGUUUUUACCUGAGAAAACAUAUCUUCAUUUAUUCAUUCCUAUCUGUGUACAAUUUGUUAACAAUGGUAAAACCUCAAUUAUCCAUGACCAAAGUUACCUCAAAUUACUGUUAGAGAAAAUAAUUGUUAUAAUUGUAAAAUUGAGGGUACAACUAUAAUUAUUAAUGGUCAAAUAGUUAAUCCUAUUCAAGGAUUAAUUAUAAUAUAAUCAUACUAAUAUUUAUAAUCAUAUAAUAAUAAUUAAUCCUCGAUUGAUUCUUUGAUUUUAGGGUUUUAAGUUAAACUUUUACUUAUAGCAUUUAGCAUUGUGAAGCUUGUAAUUUUGGUUGAAUUGCUGUACCAGGCUUAAACAAAAGGUUAAUAAGAAUUGUAGUAUUUGCACUCUUGUAACUUCUUUAAUAAAAUAAAAUUCUCUUUGGGAAAAAAUUUUUUGUUUAUUUUUUACCGUAUGUAAGUUAUUUAUAUCUUUAAUUUUUAAAUAGAUAUUUAUAAUGUAUAAAAUAAAUAUUUAAAAUAUAUAACAUAUCCUGGCAAAUGAAAAUGCAAAGAAUAAAGUCUACCUGACAGUGGUUUUAAAUCUUUAACAACUGCACAUUUUGAAAUUUUAUUACUUUUUAUUUUUCAAAAUAGAUUGAAACUGAAUUAAAAAAACACAAAAUUUCUUACGCCUUUAAAAAAUAAAAAACGGUUUUUACGGUUCAUUUUUAGUAGGAAAACCAGCCACAAGUUUUGCAUCCCUAAUGAAGCAAAAAUUAAAAAUUUAGAAAAAAGAAGGGU